This is a messenger RNA of Amphibalanus amphitrite, 1814 nucleotides long. Its product is annotated as ruvB-like 1. NCBI's taxonomy places the organism in Eukaryota, Metazoa, Arthropoda, Thecostraca, Balanomorpha, Balanidae. The record is from RefSeq and is a predicted model, not a curated record. Gene Ontology annotation, molecular function: ATP hydrolysis activity; DNA helicase activity; ATP binding. Gene Ontology annotation, cellular component: R2TP complex; NuA4 histone acetyltransferase complex; Ino80 complex. The transcript has 8 exons. Bases 320 to 1690 code for a protein of 456 amino acids. Gene Ontology annotation, biological process: chromatin remodeling; regulation of transcription by RNA polymerase II; box C/D snoRNP assembly.
ACUGCCUCGUGGGUAGCAAGUGACAGUUUCCAUCGUGCGUUUCUUUUAUUUUAUAUUUCAAGAUUACAGCGUAUUUUGAUUAGAUUCUUUGGAUUUUUUCAUUAAAAUAUUAUUGCCUGCAUAAUUUGAGCCCAUGAUGAUGGCUUGAGUAUCAGUAUUACAUAUGUCUGUGUACUGCGGAGUGCGGAGCGCGGCAUCAACAUGACAAUGAGCUCUGGCUCGAAAAUUUCCGUCUUCAUUCAUGACCCGACUGGAAAAAAUGCCUCCACUACGCUGAAGUUCUCGGCGGAGAGCACCUGAUCCCACCAGUACUCCAGCUAUGAAGAUUGAGGAGGUCAAAAGCACCACCAAGGCACAGCGUGUCUCCAGUCACAGCCAUGUCAAGGGACUGGGUCUGAAUGAGGCUGGUCAUGCCGUCUCAUGUGCUGCAGGUCUUGUGGGGCAGGAGGAUGCACGGGAGGCCUGUGGUAUUAUUGUGGACCUGAUCAAGUCAAAGCGGAUGGCGGGCCGGGGUAUUCUACUGGUCGGCCCGCCGGGUACCGGUAAAACCGCAGUUGCGCUGGCUGUGUCGCAGGAGCUCGGAUCAAAGGUACCGUUCUGCCCUAUGGUCGGCUCCGAAGUGUUUAGCUCUGAGAUCAAGAAGACUGAGGUGCUGAUGGAAAACUUCCGGCGCGCCAUCGGCCUUCGCAUCAAAGAGAUGAAGGAGGUGUAUGAGGGCGAGGUGACCGAGCUGUCCCCGCAGGAGACCGAGAACCCCAUGGGAGGAUACGGCAAAACAAUCAGCUCUGUGGUGAUCGGAUUGAAGACGGCCAAGGGCACCAAGCAGCUGAAGCUGGACCCCUCCAUCUACGAGUCGCUUCAGAAGGAGAAGGUGGAGGUCGGCGACGUCAUCUACAUCGAGGCCAACAGCGGCUCGGUGAAGCGCCAGGGACGCAGUGACACGUUCGCGUCAGAGUAUGACCUGGAGGCAGAGGAGUACGUACCGCUACCCAAGGGUGACGUGCACAAGAAGAAGGAGGUGAUCCAGGACGUCACUCUGCACGAUCUGGACGUGGCGAACGCCAGGCCCCAGGGCGGCCAGGACAUUCUCUCCAUGAUGGGACAGCUGAUGAAACCCAAGAAGACCGAGAUCACAGACAAGCUCCGACGUGAGAUCAACAAGGUGGUCAACAAGUAUAUCGACGAGGGUAUCGCCGAGCUGGUGCCCGGCGUCCUGUUCGUCGACGAGGUCCACAUGCUGGAUAUCGAGUGUUUCACCUACCUGCACCGGGCGCUGGAGAUGACCAUCGCGCCCAUCGUCAUCUUCGCCACCAACCGAGGCAACUGCGCCGUCAGGGGCUGCGAGGACGUGGUGGCGCCGCACGGGAUCCCGCUGGACCUGCUGGACCGGCUGCUGAUCGUGCGCACGCUGCCCUACUCGCAGGAGGAGAUGGUGAAGAUCAUCCAGAUCCGCGCGCAGGCCGAGGGCCUCACGGUGGAGCCGGCUGCGCUGCAGGCGUUCGGCCAGGUGGGCGCCGACACCACGCUCAGGUACGCCGUCCAGCUGCUCACGCCCGCCAACCUCACCGCCAAGGUGAACGGCAGGUCCACCAUCACGGCUGACGAUCUCAAGGAGGUGUCCGAGCUCUUCCACGACGCCAAGGCGUCGGCCAAGGUGCUGGCGGCCAACAGUGACAAGUUUAUGAAGUGAUUAGGGAGGUAGGACGGGUCAUUCAGGGCCCUCGGGCCACAUUGGUGCAUCUCAAGUCAUCGUUCAAUUAUGCUUGCUUUGUCGCUCAUUCCAUGCUGUUCCAAGACAAUAUAUUGGAAAUUGA